UCUUUUGUUAACCUAGCAUGUUAAAUACAUUUCGCUAACAAAAGCUAGAGGUUAGUGAACCGGCGAUAUGUGUCUACUUGUGAUAGCUAGGUUAGCUGCAUGGUAUUCUGUCUGAUUCGUACCAUCUUCAGUGAGAUACAGGGAAAUGAUUUAUGUGAUGCUAACGGCUCACCCUUGCUGAUGCAAUCGUGGGAUGCUAGUAAUAGCCGGUCUUUUUUUUGCCUGGCUGGCUCUAUUUAUACAAUCAGCUCGUUGAUACCCAUUAGCCGAUUGGCCCAAUAAUCUGCGGCAGCUGAAAGACGAGUUUGUUGACGGUACAUAGAGCCAGAGCUAACCCCAUGAUGAUGCUCCAGGAUGGGUCAACACAGCUCCUCUGCCUCACAGCCAGCAGCGGGGUUCCUCUUUUCACAAGGGGAGCCUCCAAACAGCUGCCCUUCUCGGUCAUCGGCUCCCUGAAUGGUGUUCACAUGUUUGGAGGUGGUCAGGGAGUAGUUUUGUCCUGCUGUGAGACUGAAAGUGGGGGGAAGGUGGUGUGGAGAGUUUUUCAAGACAGUGUGAUGCUCAUAGCUGUGAGUGGAGAGGGACAAAGUGGUGCAAGCAGCAGCAAAGAGGAGGAGGUUCGUUUACAACGCCUCCUGGAGAAUGUGUGGAACUGCAUGGUUCUGGUGUUGGGACAGGAUGAACUGGUCAAUGUCAGGAAUGUAGAGAGGCUGAAGAGGGAUUUGCGGUCCUGCUUCAGCCUCAUCGAUCAGCUGCUGGAAGAGAAGCAAGAGGGUAUCCUGGGAAACCUCACACACUGUGCUGAUUCACUGGUGCCCCCAAACCCUACUCUUCUUCAGGAGGCUGUGGAUGGCUUUGCUCAGGCUGCAGACAGUGAGUUUGGUUGCCUCAUUGUCCAUGGGAGGAUCGCUACAGCAACCGAGAAGUGGUGGCGCCUGGCGCCGCAGGAAGUUGUCCUGCUCUCUGCUUUGAUUCGCUCUCUCUCUGCUUCUGCAUCAGUUUCUUGUGAUUACCCAGUUUUCCUUCCUCAGGGCAGCCCCACUGUAGCUCACCGCCUGCUCCGCUUCCAGCUGCUCCCUGGAGCAGAUGUGUGUGUGCUGUGUGGUCCUACACCUACCCUGCACAGAGCCCAGACCGGACUAGUGGGCCGUUUCUGGUCACCGCUGGUGGAGACCUUGAGAGACUGCCUGGCUGUUGGAGAGCGCUGCUUACCAGGAUCCGUGUCCCUGCGGCCGGAUGUGCUGGCACUUCUUCUCAUUAACCGUGAAACACGUCGCUCAGUCUCUUGCGUAUGGACUUCCACUUAUCACCCACUUGGUGACUCUCCUUCGCCCUCCAAGGCCCGCUGCUGGGAGCUACUGAAACUCGUCUAUAUCUUCAGCAUGUCACGCUACUUCACACGGGAGGAGACGCUAUGUGUCUCCCCAGAGGAGAGAGCUGAGAGAGCCAACACUGAAGACUUUCUCCUUGGAUUCUCCCACCAGCCACAACAGUGCUAUCUAGUUACAGAAGAGUGCAAAAGUUAUGGACUUCAAACACCACAGCACCAGCUCUUUCUGCUCCUGCCACCAUCUGUGCCCACCUUUGCGCUGCGUACAGUAGCUACACAGACUCUCUCUGAUAUAAUUACAGCCACAGGGUUUUAACUAAACAGUAUAACAUAUUAUUUUCACAGCAAAUCUGCAGUUUUUGACCUAAUAAUAACUUCUCAUCAUACAUGGAGACAGUGUGAAGUCAUCUAUAAUGUGAUUUCGCUAAUUAUUUUUAGAUUUUCCUUUUUUUCAAGCUUCCAUCUUUCUCUCUGCUGUCAAGGCAAUGAUCACCAGACCACUGGUAAGAGAUGAACUAUAGAAAAAAUAUCACCGUUUAAAGGUCUCACAGGUUUUGCUGAACUACUGCUCUAAUUCUGAAACAAGUGAACAUGUUAUACCAAAGUGCUUUGAGCUUUGUUUUGCCUUUUAAGAGAUAAGCCACUGUUUCACAAUUGUAUCACUACUGACUUCAAGGACAUUUCUGUCACUGUAAUGAAAGCUGGUUUGACUUAAUGAAUACUAACAUUAUCACUAGGACUGCACUGUCACGAACAAAUCUAAAAUGUAAUAGAGCAUAAUGUGAAGACAGUACACUGGGAUAAAAAAGUGCCUGUGGUUUGUUGUUUUGACAUUUUGUAUCCUCUGGCUUAAAAGAAGGUGAAUUCUUUUGUUGUUCUUGUUUUAUUCCUAAAUAUAGUUGGUUAAUUGCUGGUU
This is a messenger RNA of Amphiprion ocellaris (clown anemonefish), 2246 nucleotides long. RefSeq names its product fuzzy planar cell polarity protein (gene fuz). The coding region runs from base 339 to 1646 and encodes 435 amino acids. Lineage: Eukaryota; Metazoa; Chordata; Actinopteri; Pomacentridae. Gene Ontology annotation, biological process: non-motile cilium assembly; vesicle-mediated transport. The transcript has a single exon. The record is from RefSeq and is a predicted model, not a curated record.